AUUUGAACUAAUUACCUAUUUAGAUAUACAUAGAUACAUAAUUGUUAUCAGACACAAGAUAUAUGAAUGAAUGCUACUUGUAAAACCAAACCAUGUUUUUGAUAACCAGGGUUCUUAUAUUUGCAUGAAAAGUAAACUUAACCUGUCAUGGAUAUUAUGAUAAGCCUUAGAAUUGAUAGAUUUAUCUGAUAAGCUCUGUUUUUACAUGUUAACCUUGAUUGUGCAAAAUCUGUGAUUAUGAAUUUUCUAAAAUGCUGUUAAAUCACAGAAUUUAUUGUUUUAAAUACUUUUUGAUAGGUUCUAUGUGCGUUAACCCCCUGCAAAAUUGUAAUCCACCAAACAGAAAUAGUUUAUCAACUGCCGUUGUCCAAUUAUUUACAACUGAGGGCCCCGCACAUUCGGAAUGGAAGAAGAAGGACACGGGUAUAUUAUGUCUCAUAAAAGACAAUGGAAAACGAUCAUACUUCUUUAGAAUAUACUGUCUGUACCGCAAGGCCAUGAUAUGGGAACAUGAGGUCUACAUCCAGAUAGAAUACAAAUGUCCAAGGUCUUAUCUCCAUACAUUUGAAGCUGAGGAAUACAUGACGGCAUUUAAUUUCGCUAACGAAGAUGAAGCAAGGUCACUUAGGAAUAUCUUAAUCGAAAAAAUUGAAUUCCGAAAACAAAGACGAGAAGAGCGUAGAAGAAGAUCGGAGGGCUCGACGGGCGCGACCACGGCCGCGGUGGCCCCCAGCAGCAAGUACAACCACGUGGGCCACAGCAAUGGCCGCGAGAACGGCGUGGUGGCCGCGCCGCCGCCGCCGCCGCCCGCGCCCGCGCCGCUGCCCAAGACAUCCCUAGCUGGCAGCUACAACACGCUGAAGAGCUCGAGCAAGAAGCCGAAGACGCGCAAGCUCACGAAGGCCGACAUCGGCGCGCCGCUCGACUUCAAGCACGUGUCGCACGUCGGCUGGGACGCUAAUAAAGGCUUCGACGUGGACGUGGACAACCUCAAAGAGGAGGAGAUGCGCAAGUUCUUCUCCAAGGCCGGCAUCUCGGAGAGCCAGCUGCGCGACCAGGCCACGAGGGACUUCAUAUACGACUUCAUCAACGCACACGGUGGCUUAGAUGCGGUGAAGCAAGAGAUCGAGCCCGCUGCGAAAGGUGGGUCAGGCCGGCUGCCCGCGCCGCCGUCAGUGCCGGCGCCGCCGUCGCUGCCCGCGCCCGCGCCGCCCGUGCCCUCGCGCAGCCCCGCGCCCGCCGCGCCCGCGCCGCCCGUGCCUCCUGGACCACGUACGUAUCACUAACCUGUUCCUGUAUUA
Molecule: messenger RNA, 1301 nt
Organism: Plutella xylostella (diamondback moth)
Lineage: Eukaryota; Metazoa; Arthropoda; Insecta; Lepidoptera; Plutellidae
Source: RefSeq, a predicted model, not a curated record